UAAAACAUUUUUUAUCAUCAAAAUACAUUAAAAUGCAAGAUCCAAAUGAAGAUACUCAAUGGAAUGAUAUUCUAAGAGCAAAAGGUAUUAUACCAGAAAAAAAGAAAGAAGCUGAAGUUACAGAAGAUCAAAUUGUUGAUCUUCUUGAAAAUACAAUCAAUGAAAGAACUGGAAGAGCCCAAAAAGAUUUAGAAAAUGCGACUUUGGAUGAAUUGGAUGAAUUAGAAGAUGAAGAAGAUGAAAAAGUCUUGCAAGAGUUCCGUGCAAAAAGGAUAGCAGAAUGGAAAGCACUCGUGCAGAAAAACAAGUACGGUGACGUCUAUGAAAUAUCUGCACAGGACUAUGUCCAAGAAGUUAAUAAAGCUCCAGAAGGAACCUGGGUAAUUUUACAUUUAUAUAAACAAGGAAUACCUUUGUGUUCACUAGUGAAUCAGCACUUGAAAGCUUUGGCUUUGAAAUUCUCAAGCGUUAAAUUCUUAAAAAGCAUAUCAACAACCUGUAUUCCUAAUUAUCCAGAUGCUCAUUUGCCAACAUUAUUCAUUUAUCGUGAUGGCAAUAUGCAGGGUCAAAUAGUGGGACCAAUUGAGUUAAGAGGAAUGAACUUAACGGAGGAAGAACUAGAAUAUAUGCUAGGAAAAAUAGGUGCUGUCCCAACAAAUAUUAAAGAUGAUCCAAAGAAAAAAGUACAAGAUAUUCUGUUUAGGCAAUUAGAAGAUCUUGCUGAAUCCAAUGAUUGGUGAUAUUGUUAACAAUUCAUCAAACUUUAUAACAUAAUUAUUGCUUCAAAUUAGUUUUAAAAACAUUGUUAACAUAAUGCACUUUAAAAAGUAUUAUAUCAUCAUUGUGUAACCCAAAAUAAGUGCUUCUCUAUGUUUUGUUUAUGUUUUUUAAAAAUGUAUUUACAACAAUAUUCGAGUCAAUGAAAUUGAAGAUAUAUCUCAAAACGCAAUCGAUUUUUACUGAAUCACGUCUGACAAUAAACACUUGAUUAUAUACAAAAACAAA
Trichogramma pretiosum is the source of this 1005-nucleotide messenger RNA. It is a transcript of the gene viaf, whose product is annotated as viral IAP-associated factor homolog. The record is from RefSeq and is a predicted model, not a curated record. Gene Ontology annotation, biological process: protein folding. The transcript is spliced from 5 exons. Lineage: Eukaryota; Metazoa; Arthropoda; Insecta; Hymenoptera; Trichogrammatidae. The coding region runs from base 33 to 740 and encodes 235 amino acids. Gene Ontology annotation, cellular component: cytoplasm.